Symbiodinium natans is the source of this 4239-nucleotide messenger RNA. The record is from the annotation of a GenBank genome assembly. Lineage: Eukaryota; Dinophyceae; Suessiales; Symbiodiniaceae.
AUGGCUGGGAUUUUAAGGACGGUGGCGAUCCUUGCGGCGGCUGUGGGCAUCGAUGACGAUGUUCCGGAGGCCGGGGAGACCCAGCUGAAGGCCAUCCAGGACAUCGAGAAGGCUGCGACGAAGGCCUCCAACCACUUGAUCGAGGCCAGAAGGCUGGUCACCGCCCGCCUCCAAGACACCAAGCGCUUCAGACCGGAGGUUGCAACCAAGGAGUACCAGGGUGCCUUUGGCACGGCGUACCUCGUCCAGCGGAAGCACUCGAAGCCUUCCUCGGAGCGUGGAGAGCUCUUGGUGGCCAAGAGGACCCCACUGUCCCACUUGCGCAGGGAGAGGCAAAAAGAUGCCGUCCGUGAGGCCGAGCUGCUGAGGAGCCUGUCGCACCCCAACGUCGUCGAGUUUGUGGACUCCUUUGAAGUGGGCUCAUAUGGCUCAGGGCACUUUCUCUACAUCAUCAUGGGCUUUGCAGACGCCGGGGACCUGGCUGCAAGGAUCCAGCGUGCGCAGGACCGGGGCGAAGCGAUCCCGGAGCGCGAGGUGAUGCAGGUGAGCUCGCAGAUGGUGCUGGCUCUGUCCUACCUCCACAGGAACCGGAUCCUCCACCGCGACGUGAAACCAACCAACAUCUUUCUCACAAGGCGCGGCCUUGUGAAGCUCGGAGAUCUUGGCCUUGCAAAGCGGGUGGAGCUCUCCGCAUCCUCCGUGCAGACGCCGGCGGGGACGCCUUUGUACACCUCCCCGGAGGUCUGCCACAACCAGCGCUACGGCACCCAGAGCGACGUCUGGUCUCUCGGCGUGACCUGCUACGAAGUCGCAGCGCUGAAGCCGCCCUUUGAAGCCGAGUCUCUGGCCUGCCUGGUCACAAAGAUCUGCCAGUCCCAGCCAGAUCCGCUUCCUUCCACAUAUUCCAGCGACCUAAACGUGCUGAUCAUGGCACUGCUGGAGAAGGAUCCGAGUGUGAGGCCUUCUCUUCCGGAUGUCCUUUGCACGCAGUUCAUGCGAUCCUGCUUGAAGAUCCUACUGCGUGAUCAGCAAGAAGCCGCUUGGGAUAGCCGCGAUCGCCUCUUGUUGGCCCGGACAGUCUGCGAAGCUCUGCUACAGGGAGUGGAUGCAGGUCAAGGCCAGCAGCGAAAGUCGUGUCCACGGGCCGGGGCCCCUCUGGGCCCUGACCUCGAGCGGAAGAUCACCGAGGCUCACACGCGGCUGGUGCCCCUCAAGGCAUUCCGCCAGGAGACGACGGAAGAGGAGUUCGAGCACAAGGCCUCUGCCAAGAAGGCCUUGGCGGAGAUCAUCAGAACGCUGAGCAGUGCAGAGCUGGAGGUCGAGAAGGCGCACAUCAUGGCAUCCUCAGCAGACUCGAUGGGAGCGAAGAUGGAGGAGGAUUCCAGGAUGUCACGAAUAGCACCCAUCUUGGUGGCUCUGGCUGCGAGAAGUCUUGCGGCACCAGAGCAGCAGCCCAUCUGCAGACUGGCAGAUGCCUUCACAACCUCCGUGGAUAUGCACAUAGCCGACUGGGACAGUCAGAUUGACUUUGCCCUGAACGAGUCCUUAAAUUGCUCCGACUUCCUGGAGUACGUUUACCUGUCCAGGGAUCGGAUACGCACGCAGUUGGACUAUGUGCGUGGCAACUUCACGGCUGAGGACGAGGCCUUCCGAUUGCAGGGUGCGAUGGGUGGUUCCAGCGCCUGGGCCAUGACUCACAUGUCUGCGGCUGCAUCCCUACUUAGUGCCUAUGUCCACAUCCACGGCAUGCUCUCCGCGGCACGUUUCGAAUGCCUCAAUGAGCACCUGCAGCUCCUCUUCCUGAUGAGCUUCCGGCGCCUGAAGGCUUUGCUGCACAGCCAGCUGCGACACCUCUGGCUGGUCUUCCAGGGCACUGCAGAACUGGUGCGCCAGGGCGCAGGGAAAUGGCUGGCAGAGGUUGUGGACCUGUUCGAGGCAGACCUCCGGACCUACGAGUCUGUGAUGGUGAACUGGAAGUCCAAGGAGGAGAUCGAGGAAAGCAACAACGGCACGGUACCCUUGAGGCCGGGGCCCCCUCUCCCGGCCUUCACCACAAGGGAAGCCGACGGCAUCGCCCUGUCCACCAUCGAGGUGCUCCGCCGCGAUACCUUCGAGGAUUGGAACGUGCCCAAGGCGCUCCUCCGUGCCUUGCUGCGCUAUGUGAUUCCAAGGGACAGCCAGGUGGCCGACUUUUGUGCAGGAAUCGGGACGGCUGCCAGCUUCCUUAACGACACAGGCCUGGUCAGGGCAUAUGCCUUCGAUGCCUCGAGCAACAUCAAACUGCUCAGCCGAAGCGCCGUGGAACACCUGCGGCUUUACAGCGAGGAGGCGAGGCUGUGGACCAGCUUCGAUGUAAGCAUGUGCUUGACGGCAGCCACCGACUACGCACCCAAACCCGAGGUUUGGGCGCAGGUCUGGCAAAAUCUGGAGGCCAACACGCGCCGGACGGCCAUCUUGACCUGCGGGGCUGGUGAGGCGCGGCAGGAAGCCAUGAGUGCAGCCGCCGCGCACGCCCCGAGCCUGUCCUAUGAUGAGCAGCUCAGCUCGCAAAUUGACGAUGAAAUUAAAUCCACCUCCAAGCUCCUGGAUCCGGCCGAGGCGGAUCUGAAGCUCGCCGUGCAGCUUAUCGAGCGGAGGCUCAAGGCACUGCCUGGGAAGGAUGCGGAGAGCGAGCAGCAGCGGAAGGAGCUGGAUGGCCUGCAGCGGAGGAGCACCGAGGCGCGUAGCAAAAUGGCUAAUGUCCGCGCCGUGCUGAAGCGGCAAGAAGAGUCGCUGCAGGUAGACGUGCUGCAGAACCAGGUGGCCGAGAAAGUGGAGCAAGCGGAGGAGGCGUUCCUGGCGACAGCUGAAGCAGAGAUGCCUUUCCUCAAGGGUCUCGAGGCCUUCCAUUUCAUAUCACUUGCCUACACGACACUGCGCGCUGUUAGCUGCCCUGGGCGCUUCAGGUCCUACCCCGGGAAGAGGGCAUCCAAGCCGUCGCCCAGUGCGAGGCAAGCCACUUUAUGCCCUUCGAUCUGGGAGGACCCAUCUUUAGAGCCACGAGAGGCUGCGGCCAAGAAGUGCGAAGUGGCAUUGGAGCAAGCCAGGCUUCUGCACGAGAAGGUUGUCAACGAGCACAGGAACAAGUUUUCCAAAGAGGCCAGAGACCGGCUAAAAGAGGAGCUUGCCAAGUUCCGGCUUCGAGGUGAGGAAACUGCGAAGAAGCUCGUCAGCUUCAAGAAAGAGACGCAGCAACGCAAAGCCCAAGCGAUGCUCCAAGAAGUAACGGAACGGGUAGCGGAGGCAGAGAGCCAGUGCCAGACUUUCGCCGAGGUGGUGAAAGUUCUGGGCACGGACAACCUCGAGCAGGUCACGGUCGACACCCUCAAAUAUGCAAUUGACCAGUCAGUGCCGGCGGAGAAGGACGCCGUCCGAGCCUACAAUGCGGCCCGAGAGAUCAUCACCACCAAGCAGAAGCAGGUCAAGGAUAGCUCCUUGCAGUCCGAGCUGACAAAACUGCAGACCAAGCUGGGCGCCGCCCAUCAGGAGAUGGUCAAGAGCAGGCAGCUCGCCAAAAGCGGGGAGGUCAUGAUCCGCAGCAGGAAGGUCAUGGAAGCGGAAGAAGCAAAGAUCAAGUCCAUUGAUGAGCUGGUGCUGGAGGCGCAGCUGUGCUGUGUCUGUGGGCCUUCCGUAGUGCUCCGCUGCCUCCCCUGCCUUUGCCAGAUGGAGCAGCUGGCUUCCCUGCUCGCGAGCUCCAAGAAAUCAAAUCCGCCACUGGAGCAGGAUCUCAAGAAGGUAGAUGACAACAUGAAGAAAGCGCAGGCUGUCGCGGGCGGGUCAGCAUCCCUGGAUGCACAGCUGAAGGGCGCCGUGCCGUCCCUGAAAGCCUCCCUCGGCAAGUUGAGGGAGAGGCUCAAAGAGGCCACCCAGAAGAUCGAGAAGGUGAAGCAGACCACCAAAGCCCAGCGGGAAAAGGCCAACGCAGAGGCCUAUGUGAAGGAGGCCGAGCAAAAGGUCGAUGCCGUAGAGGCAUCGCUCCAGAAGAUCGCGGAGGCAGAGCUUCCCUUUCUCAAGGGCAUCGAGGCCUGCCCGGCACUGCCCGGACUUUCGAAUGCCAGGCUGUGUCUUUCGCUGCAGGUUCUGCCCCUCAAGGAGUCUUCCACAGCCAUCGCCGAUUGCGAGUCGGCGGCAAAGCAGGUGCAGGAGGCCAGAGGGCAAAAUACAACUCGGGAGCCAUUAGUCCAGAAAUUGGGUGCAUAA